GUCGAACAUCCGGCCCGGCGUGCCCGCCCGAUCUGUGCACGCACGUGGCCUUUCCCGCGUCAUCGCCCGCUUGUUCUCGACGAUCACGCACACAAUGCAUGCGUGCCGGCUGCGUCCCCAGCUCGGGCUCCUCGCCCACCAACGCGCUUUCGUGGCGUCUACCUCCUCUUCUGCACCCCGCGCACUCGUAUGGAUAGCCCAGCGCGCCAAGGCGACGAAGGCGGCGCCGACACCGGGCGCGCAAGCGCAGGCACCUCACGCGCACCUACCGAAGAACUCGCAUGUUCUGAGGGACAGUGAGGUGCUGGGGUGGGCGGAGUACUUCAAGAUACGGAGGAGUAGGCGAUUAUGGCAAAAUAUCAUGACAGUACCCACAAGUAUCGUCGGUCUCGCUGGAGGGGCCUUGUACUUUGGCUCGCUGGACACGGACCCAUUGAAGCCGAUCAUGGGCCUCGACCCCUUCAUGUUCUAUGGCAUCUGUACGGCCGGGUGCAUGGGUAUCGGCUUUCUCUUCGGACCGACAGUUGGCACCGCGCUCUGGCGUUUGACGCACAAGUCAAAGCUCCCCCUCAUCGACGCCCGCGACCGCGAGUUCUUCGAGCACAUCGCGCGCAACCGCGUUCCAGCUGAGCUUCAGAGCCCGACAAAGCCGGUUCCGGACUACUAUGGCGAGAAGAUUGGUUCCGUACACCAGUAUCGGCAGUGGUUGAAAGACCAGGCGAAGUACAAGAAGCGGGCUCUGCUGCCAGAGGAUUAGGUACUGCGCUGGCAAUGGUCAUGCUUCAGUACGAAUGAGCUGUGCUGCGGUUGUGAGUGAAAGACUACAACACCGGAAAUAUAUCACUGCUCCAUCGUGGCUCG
Molecule: messenger RNA, 861 nt
Organism: Schizophyllum commune H4-8
Lineage: Eukaryota; Fungi; Basidiomycota; Agaricomycetes; Agaricales; Schizophyllaceae
Product: mitochondrial import protein Pam17
Exons: 7
Coding region: 95-757 (220 amino acids)
Biological process (GO): protein import into mitochondrial matrix
Cellular component (GO): PAM complex, Tim23 associated import motor
Source: RefSeq, a predicted model, not a curated record